AUGGCGGAGGAAGCUAGUGGGGGCAGCGGGGCGCGGCGCGGGGCGGCGGAGCGGGAUGAGGAGGGAGCGGCAGCGGAGCGGGGCCCGGGGGCUGCCUACCACAUGUUCGUGGUGAUGGAGGACCUGCUGGACAAGCUGAAGUUGCUGAAUUACGAGGAGGAGGCGCUGCGGCGCCACAACAUGCGACCGAUCUCCAGGCACUACUUUGCGCUGCCCACAAACCCUGGUGAGCAGUUCUUUAUGUUUUGCACUCUUGCUGCCUGGAUGAUCACCAAAGCAGGACGUCCCUUUCAGCAGCCCCAGGAAUAUGAUGACCCCAACGCUGUGAUAUCAAACGUGCUCUCAGAAGUGCGCUCCUUUGGAAGGCCUGUGGAUUUUCCUCCUUCAAAAUUAAAGGCAGGUUAUGGAGAGCAAGUGUGCUAUGUUCUUGAUUGUUUAGCUGAGGAAGCCCUGAAAUACACUGGCUUUAGCUGGAAAAGGCCAGCGUAUCCCACGGAAGAGCUAGAAGAAGAAGAAAUAACAGAAGAUGAUGCAGAAUUAACACUUAGUAAAUUGGAAGAAGAUGUUGCAGAAGAAGAGUCGGACAGUGAAGAAAAUUUUAUUGACCUGAAUGUUCUAAAGGCACAAACAUACAGAUCAGACAUGAAUGACACAGCAAAGCAAGAAGAGAUUUUACAGUCCACGACAGAUGCAGCAGAGUGGAAUCUGGAAGUGGAACGUGUGCUUCCACAGCUGAAAGUUAUAGUCAGGACUGACAAUAAGGACUGGAGGAUUCAUGUAGAUCAGAUGCAUCAGCAUAAGGAAGGAAUUGAAUCUUCUUUGAAUGAAACUAGGGGUUACCUCGACAAACUGCAUAAUGAAAUCAGCAAAACAUUGGAAAAGAUCAGCAGCAGGGAGAAGUACAUCAACAAUCAGCUGGAGCACUUGGUCCAAGAGUACCGUUCAGCGCAAGCCUUGCUGAGUGAGGCCAAAGAUAAGUACCAAGAGGGAAGUGGAGGAGUAACUGAAAGGAUUAAAGUGCUUUCUGAGAUUACAGAAGUAUUAGAGAGGGUAAAGCAAGAAACUGAAGAGAAAGGAAGCAGCAUGACUGAUGGUGCUCCUCUGGUGAAGAUUAAACAGGCCCUAACAAAGCUGAAGCAAGAAACUAUUCAGAUGGACAUCCAGAUUGGUGUAAUGGAACACACAUUACUCCAGUCAAAGCUGAAGGAGAAAUCCAAUAUGACUAGAGAUAUGCAUGCAGCAACCAUUCCAGAAGCCAUAGUAGGUGCCUAUUAA
Molecule: messenger RNA, 1275 nt
Organism: Indicator indicator
Lineage: Eukaryota; Metazoa; Chordata; Aves; Piciformes; Indicatoridae
Gene: IFT57
Product: intraflagellar transport 57
Exons: 11
Coding region: 1-1275 (424 amino acids)
Biological process (GO): non-motile cilium assembly; intraciliary transport
Cellular component (GO): Golgi apparatus; intraciliary transport particle B; cilium
Source: RefSeq, a predicted model, not a curated record